CUGUCCAUCUGAUAGGAAUAAAUAUGCACCACAUAUUUGCAAAUGCGCGAUGCCUUUUUUUCUUUAUUAGGUUUCUGCAAAUCAUGCUUCUUUCCUUUCUUGAAGUUCAUAAGCCGUUUCAAGAGUUUAGCGCUGGUGGUAGCUCUCAAGCUCUGAAGAGAUACUAGCAAGAAGAAGGAGAAGAAGAUCUGUGCAACUGAAUUUAGAGGUACUAGUUCUUGUGCAAUCUUGAGAGAUCUCUGAGAGAAAACUGUCUUGAUCUCAUAUUUCAUUCAAAAGAGCGAAGUAGCAGAUCUUGAUUUCUAGAUGACUAAUCAAUCUCUCUGCGUUCACAAGAGCGAUGAUGCAAGUCUUAUGAUGAUAAGGUAUUCACAAGAAAAAGAGCUUCCAGCUAAACAAGGUAGUGCUAGUGAUGACAAAGCCCCAACCAGUACAAGACCAUGGUCAGGACUAAAGGAUUCAAGAAUAGUACGAGUUUCCCGGGCAUUUGGGGGAAAAGAUCGCCAUAGCAAAGUAAGCACUGUUAGAGGAUUGAGGGAUAGAAGAGUGAGGCUAUCAGUCCCAACAGCAAUUCAAUUGUAUGACCUUCAAGAUAGGUUGGGGCUUAACCAACCUAGCAAAGUCAUCGAUUGGCUGCUCAGUGCUGCUCAUCAUGAAAUCGAUAAGCUUCCUCCACUCCAAAUGCCACCAGGAAAUUUCAUUCAAUUCCCUCAAUCAUUGCAGAUCUCUCAUGAAGCAACUCCGCAGCAGGCCUCCUCUUCAUGUGUAGAAAAUCUCGAGUUCACAACUGUAAAUGGAGCUCGGCCUUUAACUUUAUUCUCUAGUAGGGAAAAUCAGGAGGUUUUUGGUAAUGAAGUUGUCAUUGAAAACCUUGCAGCAUUGUCUGAAUCUAAUUAUUGGCUUUCAGAAGUUCCACAAAAAGCCAAACAAAGGGAAGCACCGAUCGAAUCCAGCAUCAAGAAAGGCAACAACAUUAGAGGUAAGGGAACUGAAGAUGCUAUUGGCAUACAUUUUGCACAAGUUUCAGCUAAUGACCCUCUCUCUAGACCUCAUCAUUCUUCACUGGGCUUGCUAAGUAGUGCCAUGCCAUACACUUCCUACUAUCAGCGGGAGCCUACAAAUUCUUAUGUAUCCAAUCUAGGAAUUCAUUCAACUCCGGCGGAAGGCCCCCCAACCUCGAAUCCAUCAUUGUUGUCUUUGACACCUCCUUCUCAGCUUGUAUUUUGUCCACAUGGAGCGAUGCCAUCAGUGUUUGACUUUGAUACAAAACAGUUCAGUUAUCUUCAAGCGGUCAGCUCAGCUUCACAGAAUACUCCAUUGAAUCCAACGAGGACUUCCCAGCUGCGAGACCUUUCCAGUCAAAGAUAGCUUUCAAGCGUAACCCCUCUGAAAGCCAAAAUGGGAGCCAGCUUAUAGUUAGAAAGAGAGCAGGCAGAGAGCUGCUAAUGGAUCAAAUAUAAUUGCGCCUUUUCCGUGUGAAGAAUUUGAUUGGAAAGACGCAGUGAGUACGAGUCCUCUCAAUUGCCAAAGUUUGUAAGUGUUGUAAUGUGUUCCGUAUACUCCAUUUCAUGGUUUCUCAUGAUAUAACGGGGUGAUGAAUUUGCUUGCAUAGAAAAUCUGUUCUCUAUUACAGUAGUAUCAUUUCUUUUACUCGGAGGUGUCAGGUGUGUAUGUGGACACUCUUCAGUGAAAGCACAUGUUUAUUCCCCUCCAUAUGCAUAAUUAAUUUUUCAAUAUUGUUGGA
This is a messenger RNA of Phoenix dactylifera (date palm), 1744 nucleotides long. RefSeq lists its product as uncharacterized. Gene Ontology annotation, cellular component: nucleus. The record is from RefSeq and is a predicted model, not a curated record. Gene Ontology annotation, molecular function: sequence-specific DNA binding; DNA-binding transcription factor activity. Lineage: Eukaryota; Viridiplantae; Streptophyta; Magnoliopsida; Arecales; Arecaceae.